Molecule: messenger RNA, 1697 nt
Organism: Saimiri boliviensis boliviensis (Bolivian squirrel monkey)
Lineage: Eukaryota; Metazoa; Chordata; Mammalia; Primates; Cebidae
Gene: NKX2-5
Product: NK2 homeobox 5
Biological process (GO): cell differentiation; regulation of transcription by RNA polymerase II
Cellular component (GO): nucleus
Molecular function (GO): DNA-binding transcription factor activity, RNA polymerase II-specific; RNA polymerase II cis-regulatory region sequence-specific DNA binding
Source: RefSeq, a predicted model, not a curated record
CUGCUCAUUGCUCCUGUCAUCGAGGCCCCUGGCCCAAUGGCAGGCUGAGUCCCCCUCCUCUGGCCUCGUCCCGCCUCUCCUGCCCCUUGUGCUCGGCGCUACCUGCUACUCCGACACAUCCAGAGCAGGCUGGCGGGUGCGCGGGCGGGCGGCGGCACCAUGCAGGGAGGCUGCCAGGGGACGUGGGCAGCGCCGCUCUCUGACGCCCACCUGGCGCUGUGAGAGACUGGCGCUGCCACCAUGUUCCCCAGCCCUACGCUCACGCCCACGCCCUUUUCAGUCAAAGACAUCCUGAACCUGGAGCAGCAGCAGCGCAGCCUGGCCGCCGCCGGAGAGCUCUCUGCGCGCCUGGAGGCCACCCUGGCGCCCUCCUCCUGCAUGCUGGCCGCCUUCAAGCCAGAGGCCUACGCCGGGCCCGAGGCGGCUGCGCCGGGCCUCCCAGAGCUGCGCGCAGAGUUGGGCCCUGUGCCUUCGCCUGCCAAGUGUGCGUCUGCCUUUCCCGCCGCCCCCGCUUUCUAUCCGCGUGCCUACAGCGACCCCGACCCAGCCAAGGACCCUCGAGCCGAAAAGAAAGAGCUGUGCGCGCUGCAGAAGGCGGUGGAGCUGGAGAAGCCGGAGGCGGACAGCGCGGAGCGGCCCCGGGCGCGACGGCGGAGGAAGCCGCGCGUGCUCUUCUCACAGGCGCAGGUCUAUGAGCUCGAGCGGCGCUUCAAGCAGCAGCGGUACCUGUCGGCCCCCGAACGCGACCAGCUGGCCAGCGUGCUGAAGCUCACGUCCACGCAGGUGAAGAUCUGGUUCCAGAACCGGCGCUACAAGUGCAAGCGGCAGCGGCAGGACCAGACUCUGGAGCUGGUGGGGCUGCCCCCGCCGCCUCCGCCACCGCCUGCCCGCAGGAUCGCGGUGCCAGUGCUGGUGCGCGAUGGCAAGCCUUGCCUAGGGGACUCAGCGCCCUACGCGCCUGCCUACGGCGUGGGCCUCAAUGCCUACGGCUAUAACGCCUACCCCGCCUAUCCGGGUUACGGCGGCGCGGCCUGCAGCCCUGGCUACAGCUGCGCCGCGGCUUACCCCGCCGGGCCUUCCCCAGCGCAGCCGGCCCCUGCCGCCGCCAGCAACAACUUCGUGAACUUCGGCGUCGGGGACUUGAAUGCUGUUCAGAGCCCCGGGAUUCCGCAAAGCAACUCGGGAGUGUCCACGCUGCAUGGUAUCCGAGCCUGGUAGGGAAGGGACCCGCGUGGGGCGCCCCUGACCGAUCCCACCUUAAGAGAGGGGCACUGACUCUCCGGGGGAAGAAAGGGCUCCCAACACGACUCUGAGUCCCCUGGAUUUCGCAUUCACUCCUGCGGAAACCUUGAAACUUCUUCUGUCCCAUGCGCGUUUGUUCUUGCGCACGGGAAAGUUUGUGGUGGCAAUUAGGCAGCCUGCAAUGAGUGACCCUCCAGCCUGGUGUCUUAGCCCCCAGGAGUGCCCUCCGAGAGUCCAUGGGCACCCCCGACGGAACUACCAGUGAAUUGGGACUGAGAACCCGGACACGCGGGGCCUAAGAUCCGGCCGCCUAUUCCCCGAGCCUGGGCCGGGCGCCCGGGCCUUGGCUAUCUCGCCGCCGCCUGCCCACGCACCCACCGACCCACCCGUAUUUAUGUUUUUACCUAUUGCUGUAAGAAAUGAGGAUCCUCUUCCCAUUAAAGAGAGUGCGUUGA